UCUUGCCUCUUUUGGACCAACCCCAAACCCCAAAUCCCCCAUCCCAAAUCCCGAAUGCCUCCUGUCCAGUGGUGCUCUCUCUCUCCUCCCUCCCGCUAGCUCGCGCCUGACCGGCCGCCUCGCCUCCGCAUUGCCACUCCGCUGGGGCGCCGGCAGCCGCUGGCGCCUUAUCCCUCCCUCCCCCUUUCUUGGUGAGAAAAGGCUCCCGCCCUCGCCGAUUCUUGGCCGUCUCUUCCGGAGAUCUUUUGCCCCGCUGUUUCUGGGUUUUCUUUAGAGGAGGGGAGGGAGGCCGGGUCGCGUGGCGUGGCGAAUCCCAGGUAAUCCUGUGGUGUACUCGCGGGACAGGAGAAUUUUGAGCCAAGAUUUGGUUGGGUCUUGGUCUUGUGCGCGUGUGACCUGGGAUUUGAUUCGGUUGGAGAUCCUAUUGAGCUCUGGAGAUGAGGAGGCGCCUGUGCUUUUGCCUUCUGCUGAGGAACUAGUGCCAGGUUGCAGGCAGGACUUCCAAUGGAUAAGCAAAAGAAUCACAAGAAUGCAGAAAUGGGGAACGAUGUGUUCCGCAGAAUAAUUCUUAAUCAGGUUGGCAGGGACAUCGGUUUGGAGGAGGAGAACGUGCCUUGCAAUACUCCGAGGAACUCCGUUCAUUCGCCAUUUGGUGGCUCGUCUGCCAAAUUUGGUGCUUCCACCAGUGGAAGUGCCGGUGCUGAGUCGGUUAGCCCAGGUGAGUAUGUCAGAGAUCCGGGAUCCAUAUUGAGUUUGCAGCCUUGGAUUUUCAAGAGAAGCAGCACAAAGAACAAUGAGGAAAUGGUGGUUCCAAGUGGUAGCAGGGCAGUUGGUAGAGGCAAGAAUCUGGUGGAUGGCUUUCGAGAUGGUUCGACUACUGAGGUUUCCACAAGAAGCCCUGGUCUUGGUUCCGGGCCUGGAAGAGGUCGAGGUGCUCUUAGGAGCAGACGAGCCCAGAGGCAUUUUAUUAAUCCACUUGUCGCAACAGAGAACUCAUACAUUCCACAACUUUACAACGAGAACUUCGAGUUUGAGGAAUGUACAUUUGCUCCAGUUCCAUCCCCAGCUUCUGCUAGGCCAUUCAUUGUAACAGAUGGGAGAAGAAUCAUUAGUAAAUCACGCUAUGAGCCAGUGCCUGUACCCUUUGAUAUUGGGUUCGACAAGGAGGAAUCUCGAAAUGGCUCAAAAGUGACAGAAAGUGUUGUUGGGAUUGCUCCGCUACCUGAGUUGAAUAAAUCCAAAAGGGGAUCCCAAACAGAAAGAUAUAGUAAACCAUCAAAACCACCAGGUUUACUUGAACGAAUGCUCAUGUUCUCCAGUGGGGUUGGCAUUGGUAUUAUAUCUUCCUCUCUAUCAAGCAAAAAAGAUCUUGAUUCAUUGAAGGGCACACUGAAGCGAAUGGAGAACUUGGUUCAGGAUUUGCAAGAUGAGCUGGAGAUGAAAGAGGGGUUAACUGUGAAGGAAUUGCCUAAUGAAACGUCUGGUGAACUAGAUGAUGGCAAUAUCAAAGCUCAAACCCCUGAUUCAAUAUCAAUGAGCAAAAUUGAAGCAGAACUUGAAGCCGAGCUUGCGAGGCUGGAGUUAAAUAUCACUUCAAACCACUUGGAAGAAGAACCGUUUGACUUGAUUGAGAUCGAUCAGGAGUUCAUUGGAGAUAUUGUUCAGGGGGAACUAAAGAGCGACAUGAUUCGUCGUGACAUUGCUGAUUACAGCAGUGAUAGUGACCAUGGCAGGGACAGCAGACAAAGCUCCCCAGAUUACACACAUGAGACAAACUAUCCUGUUUCACCUAGAGAUCUCAGUCUCCGUCUCCACAAGGUGAUCCAGCAUAGGCUGGAAGACCGAAUCAAGGAGCUUGAGACAGCACUUGCUCAGAGCCAGAAGCAGGCGCAACUGCACAUAAGGGCAGGACAGCGAGUCUUCUCCGAACAGACGUGCUCAAACAGUGAUUCAGGUUCUUCUUCCAACCAGGAUAGUCCAUUGUUUAUACAAGAAACUAGCUCCUCCGCCGAACCUUUCUGUCUAAAUCUAGCUGGAGACGCACUAGAAGCCUACGAUGAAGCCUAUGAAGAAUUCAUGAGAAUUGCUGACUCCCCUUGCACCACAAGUACAAACGGGAGGCCUCAGGUAAAUGAAGAUUACCCAGUGGACCGCAGCUUGGUCUGGGGCUUGGAAGAUGAGAGCGCUACAGAGCUGAAAGAGGACAGCACUUGGGAGCAGGCUGUGAAGAGCGGGGACCCUAACAGAGCUCAAGAGAGCGAUGGAGACGAGUCGGGCGACGAGGAUGACCACGAUAGUGAGAUGCUCAUCCAACAGAUUGUAGAGAGAACUAAGCAAGGCUCACCUGUACUCAUACAUGCUCACAGAAUGUUGUUUUCUGUGGAUGAUUAGGUUGCAGGACUAUUGUAUACCAUUGAAAUUUUGAUAUAGCAUGUAGUGUUGAUUGAUUGCUCAGGGAAAAAGAAGAAGCAAAAUAUUAGUUUGGUGAAAUCUUCUGGUAAUAUAAUAUUUUUUUUGACA
Messenger RNA from Triticum dicoccoides, 2520 nucleotides. RefSeq lists its product as uncharacterized. Lineage: Eukaryota; Viridiplantae; Streptophyta; Magnoliopsida; Poales; Poaceae. The record is from RefSeq and is a predicted model, not a curated record. The transcript has 5 exons. Gene Ontology annotation, biological process: asymmetric cell division. The coding region runs from base 505 to 2391 and encodes 628 amino acids.